AUGCGUUCACAUCAGAUGACCUUAAAGGUGGAUGCAAACAACCAUUCUAAGAAAUGGGCAACUGAGAGCCAAUCUCGCAAAGACUUUGGGGUCUACCGAGAAACUGAGGCAUGGCCCAGGGCCUCGCCUCACUAUGGCAGCAGCACGGCACAGCACAGCAUGCUCGACUUCAUGCUCGGCACCAAAGAUGAUGGCAAGACCAUUCUUAAAGGCCUCCAGUCUGUUUUCCAGCAGUCAUUCCAUCAGGGAAUGACCGAGUCCGUGCAUACCUGGCAGGACCAUGGCUAUUUAGCGACCUACAUAAACAAGAAUGGCAGGUUACUGCCCAUAGUUCGAGGAGGGGCCAUUGACAGGUACUGGCCCACUGCUGAUGGCUGCCUGGUUGAAUACAACGCAGAUGAAGUGGUGUAUAAUGAAGAUUCACCGUAUCAAAACAUUAAAAUUCUGCACUCGAAGCAGUUUGGAAAUAUUCUCAUCCUUAGUGGGGAUGUCAAUCUGGCGGAGAGUGAUUUGACAUAUACCUGGGCCAUCACGGGCACUGGCAAAGAAGACUACACUGGCAAAGACAUGCUGAUUCUGGGAGGUAGAGAUGGGGGCAUUUUAUGUGAAAUAGUCAAACUGAAACCAAAGAUGGUCACUAUGGUAAAGAUAGACCAAAUGGUGAUUGAUGGGUGUGAGAAAUACAUGCAGAAAAUGUGUGGUGGCAUCUUAGACAAUCUUAAAGGAGACUGCUAUCAGGUUCUAGUAGAGGACUGUACAGUACUGAAGAGGUACGCCAACAAAGGAAGGGAGUUUGAUUAUGUGAUUAAUGAUUUGAAAGCUGUUCCAAUCUCCACAUCUCUGGAAGAUUUCACAUGGGAGUUCCUCAGAGUGAUUCUUGACCUCUCCAUGAAAGUGCUGAAACAGAAUGGGAAAUAUUUUACACAGGGGAACGGUGACAAUUUGAUGGAAGCCCUGUCCCUCUAUGAAGAACAGCUCAGGCACCUGUAUUGUCCUGUGGAAUUCUCAAAGGAGGGCGUCUGUGUCCCUUCAUACUUGGAACUGUGGGUGUUUCACACCGUGUGGAAGAAAGCUACACCUUGA
Molecule: messenger RNA, 1083 nt
Organism: Artibeus jamaicensis (Jamaican fruit-eating bat)
Lineage: Eukaryota; Metazoa; Chordata; Mammalia; Chiroptera; Phyllostomidae
Product: spermine synthase-like
Biological process (GO): spermine biosynthetic process
Molecular function (GO): spermine synthase activity
Source: RefSeq, a predicted model, not a curated record